AUGUCUGCCACCUCUGCUGCCGGGUCGCUGCUCAAGCGGCAGCUCAAGGAGAUGCAGGCGGGCAAGGACCUGCCCGGCAUAUCGUGCGGCCUUGUCAACGAAAGCAACAUCUUCGAGUGGGAGGUCAUGCUGAUGAUCAACGACGAUUGCAAAUACUACGGCGGAGGCAACUUUCGCGCACGAAUGGUCUUCCCGCCCAACUACCCUCACAUGCCUCCCUCGCUCACCUUCCAGCGCCCCGUGCCCUUCCACCCCAACAUCUACGAAAACGGCGGCCUGUGCAUCUCCAUCCUGCACCCGCCCGAGGAGGAUGUCUACGGCUACGAGGCCGCCUCGGAGCGCUGGUCCCCCGUCCAGACCCCUGAGACCAUCUUGCUCAGCACCAUCAGCCUCUUCUACAGCCCCAACGACGAGAGCCCCGCAAACGUCGAGGCCGCUCGCAUGUUGCGCGAGGAGCGCGAGGGGAAACACAGGGACUUUCGGAAGCGCUGCCGUGCCUGUGUGCGCGAGAGCCUCGGCGAGGAUUAG
Hirsutella rhossiliensis is the source of this 528-nucleotide messenger RNA. RefSeq names its product ubiquitin-conjugating enzyme domain-containing protein. The transcript is spliced from 2 exons. The record is from RefSeq and is a predicted model, not a curated record. Bases 1 to 528 code for a protein of 175 amino acids. Lineage: Eukaryota; Fungi; Ascomycota; Sordariomycetes; Hypocreales; Ophiocordycipitaceae. Gene Ontology annotation, cellular component: endoplasmic reticulum; cytosol.